Pongo pygmaeus (Bornean orangutan) is the source of this 3831-nucleotide messenger RNA. RefSeq names its product cleavage and polyadenylation specific factor 2 (gene CPSF2). Gene Ontology annotation, biological process: mRNA 3'-end processing by stem-loop binding and cleavage. The record is from RefSeq and is a predicted model, not a curated record. Gene Ontology annotation, molecular function: RNA binding. NCBI's taxonomy places the organism in Eukaryota, Metazoa, Chordata, Mammalia, Primates, Hominidae. The coding region runs from base 620 to 2968 and encodes 782 amino acids. The transcript has 18 exons. Gene Ontology annotation, cellular component: mRNA cleavage and polyadenylation specificity factor complex.
UUGGGUUGAGAGACCACGAGGUUACUAAGCUCUGGACACCGCUUAGGCGUCAUUUUAGUUCAUCGACUCCAGAGACCUUUCGGAUGUUUGUACCACACUGUAGUAAAAGGGUCUCGGCCCUUCGUGCCCUCCCGCCAUCGCCCUCCAGCGCUUCUACUAUCACUGCGAAGUUCUAAUUCUUUUUUGACUUCGUACUAUCUUACGUGCUCUUUAGAAAACAAGAGUACCCAUUUAUGCCGCCUUGACCACUGAAGUUGGUAUUGGAUAUACAAAGAUGAUCACUUUUACUCCUCUAUACAUUGAACAGCCAUUCAACAAAUACUUUAUGUGCCACCUUUAUAACAAAAUAACUAACUUUGCCUAGGGCAACAAAAAGGCUUUAUAAAGGAGUAAAUAUGUGAGCUGGGUCAUGUAGCAUCAAAAGGAAUUUGCUGAGCUCAAAAGGAGAAGGAUGGUCUCUGACAGCUAUGUGGCGGAUCAACUGGGAACAGAAAAACUAGAUGAAAGGAAAUUGGCAAUCAUUCAGAUUAAUAAAGAACUCUUCAGAAUCCCUGGUGUUUCAUCAUAUAUACGACUGAGAUAUCAACCCUUCUAGCUUGCUCUUUCUGGACCAAAAAAAAUGACGUCUAUUAUCAAAUUAACUACCCUUUCUGGGGUCCAAGAAGAAUCUGCCCUUUGCUAUCUUCUCCAAGUUGAUGAGUUUAGGUUUUUACUGGACUGUGGCUGGGAUGAGCACUUUUCUAUGGAUAUUAUUGAUUCCCUGAGGAAGCAUGUUCACCAGAUUGAUGCAGUGCUGUUGUCUCACCCUGAUCCUCUCCACCUUGGUGCCCUCCCGUAUGCUGUUGGAAAGUUGGGUCUGAACUGUGCUAUCUAUGCAACCAUUCCUGUUUAUAAAAUGGGACAGAUGUUCAUGUAUGAUCUUUAUCAGUCUCGACACAAUACAGAAGAUUUUACACUCUUUACAUUAGAUGAUGUGGAUGCAGCCUUUGAUAAAAUACAGCAGCUAAAAUUCUCUCAGAUUGUGAAUUUGAAAGGUAAAGGACAUGGCCUGUCUAUCACACCUCUGCCAGCUGGUCAUAUGAUAGGUGGAACAAUAUGGAAAAUAGUCAAAGAUGGAGAAGAAGAAAUUGUUUAUGCAGUUGACUUCAACCACAAGAGGGAGAUCCAUUUAAAUGGAUGUUCCCUGGAAAUGCUAAGCAGGCCUUCCCUACUUAUCACAGAUUCAUUCAAUGCUACAUAUGUACAGCCUAGAAGAAAACAGAGAGAUGAGCAGCUUCUGACAAAUGUCCUGGAAACACUUCGAGGUGAUGGAAAUGUGUUAAUAGCAGUGGACACAGCAGGCAGAGUUUUGGAACUUGCUCAACUUCUUGAUCAGAUUUGGAGGACUAAAGAUGCAGGACUGGGUGUUUACUCAUUGGCACUCCUAAAUAAUGUCAGUUACAAUGUGGUGGAGUUUUCUAAGUCCCAGGUAGAAUGGAUGAGUGAUAAAUUGAUGAGAUGUUUUGAAGACAAAAGAAAUAAUCCGUUUCAGUUUCGCCAUCUCUCUUUAUGUCAUGGUCUUUCUGACUUGGCCCGAGUACCUAGCCCUAAAGUUGUACUUGCCAGCCAACCUGACCUGGAAUGUGGAUUUUCAAGGGAUCUCUUUAUUCAGUGGUGUCAGGACCCUAAAAACUCAAUCAUUCUAACAUACAGAACUACUCCUGGGACUUUAGCACGUUUCCUAAUUGAUAAUCCUUCUGAAAAAAUUACAGAAAUAGAGUUGAGGAAACGUGUGAAGCUUGAAGGGAAAGAACUUGAAGAAUACUUGGAAAAAGAGAAACUAAAGAAAGAAGCUGCCAAAAAGCUUGAGCAGUCAAAAGAGGCAGAUAUAGAUUCCAGUGAUGAGAGUGACAUUGAGGAAGAUAUUGACCAGCCAUCAGCUCAUAAGACAAAGCAUGACUUGAUGAUGAAAGGUGAAGGCAGUCGUAAAGGAAGUUUUUUCAAACAGGCAAAAAAGUCCUAUCCUAUGUUUCCUGCCCCAGAAGAAAGAAUUAAAUGGGAUGAAUACGGAGAGAUUAUCAAACCAGAGGAUUUCUUAGUGCCAGAGCUUCAAGCUACUGAAGAAGAAAAAAGCAAAUUAGAAUCUGGUUUGACAAAUGGAGAUGAACCUAUGGAUCAGGAUUUAUCUGAUGUUCCUACUAAAUGUAUUUCUACAACAGAGUCUAUUGAAAUAAAAGCCCGGGUUACCUACAUAGACUAUGAAGGACGCUCUGAUGGGGAUUCCAUUAAAAAAAUCAUUAAUCAGAUGAAACCACGACAGUUGAUCAUCGUCCAUGGCCCACCAGAGGCCAGUCAAGAUCUGGCAGAGUGCUGUCGUGCCUUUGGUGGGAAAGAUAUUAAAGUGUACAUGCCAAAGCUACAUGAAACAGUUGAUGCCACUAGUGAAACUCACAUCUACCAGGUGAGGUUAAAAGACUCACUUGUCAGCUCUCUUCAGUUUUGUAAGGCAAAAGAUGCUGAAUUAGCUUGGAUAGAUGGUGUCUUAGAUAUGAGAGUUUCCAAAGUGGACACAGGGGUUAUUUUAGAAGAAGGAGAACUAAAGGAUGAUGGAGAAGACUCGGAGAUGCAAGUGGAAGCUCCCUCAGAUUCUAGCGUUAUAGCACAACAAAAGGCCAUGAAAAGUCUGUUCGGAGAUGAUGAAAAGGAAACAGGUGAAGAAAGUGAGAUCAUUCCUACUUUGGAACCCUUGCCACCUCAUGAGGUUCCUGGACAUCAGUCAGUUUUUAUGAAUGAACCAAGACUGUCAGACUUCAAGCAAGUUCUCUUACGGGAGGGGAUUCAAGCUGAAUUUGUAGGAGGUGUACUUGUUUGCAACAAUCAAGUAGCAGUCCGCAGAACGGAAACUGGACGCAUUGGAUUAGAAGGCUGCCUUUGUCAAGAUUUUUAUAGGAUAAGAGACCUUUUAUAUGAACAAUAUGCCAUUGUAUAAAGGAUAUGAUGUCAAGAAGUAUCUGCUUGACCUUUCUAAGAAAAAGGGAUUCUUAUCUUACUCUGAGCUUUUGAUGUUUUGUUUUGUAACAUACAAAAAGAAUCUGCCAGAAAAACUUACAUGUAUUAGAUUUUUAAAAAUAUAAAUAGAGAACAUUUUGCAAAUGCUCAAAUGAGCAUUCUAUCUUUUGGCUUUCAGAGUGAUAGAGCUCCUAACAGGUGUACAGGCCCAAGAGUUGAAGGUGAUUGGUUUCCUUUACAGGCUCCUUGUUCUAGAAGGGCUUUUUACUUGAAUAAAACAAUGCAACUUAGCAAACCAAUUCAUGGCCUUAGAGAAACAUUUUUGCAUGAGUUCUUACAAACUGUUUGUUAUAUUUUCUGGAAUGAUAAGUGAGAAUUAUUUAGAAAAGACAUGCUCCAAAAAAAAAACAGAACUGAUAAAACAGUUUUUCGAAGCUUAUUUUUAAAAGCAUACGUGCUAUGACUCUCUCCAGUUUGAAUAUGCAAUUGUUUUCACAGGCAGGAUGUCUGUUUUCUGCCUAUAUUUCCCAGUGAUUUACUCUAGGGUAAGGUGGUACACAUUUGGUUCAGAAAUCAAUUUUUAUUUCUCCUAUAUCUUGUUUUAUCAAGAUUUUGUUGUGGCAUUUCAAUGUAAAUUAUAACACCAUCAUUUGAGUAUACAUAAUUCAAAAGAACUACUUGAUGCAGUAUAGUCUUAAGGGUUCUGCAUACAUUUUAGAAACAUCUUAGCCAUAAGUUACGUCACGUAUUAAGCUGUUUAGUGCUCUGUUUUUAAGAAAACAAAUGUUGAACCUCACACUUUUAUGUGGUGACAGUGUAAUUUAAUUAAAAGGUGUAAAUGUU